Peronospora farinosa is the source of this 921-nucleotide messenger RNA. The record is from the annotation of a GenBank genome assembly. Lineage: Eukaryota; Oomycota; Peronosporomycetes; Peronosporales; Peronosporaceae.
AUGACGGUGCAAGUGACUCCAUUGGACGCCGCUCUGCAGCUUUUCACUACCGUGCAGGACAAUGUCACGAACUUUGCCGCAAAGUCCACAACUAAACCGGUAGUGGUUUUCUUCCUGCCCCAACAGCCCGACCGCAAACAAAAGCGAGAGCUACAAAAACUUCUUGUGCCCAUCGCGUUCCUGUUCCGCGGCCGCGACGAUAUUACACUAGUGCAGUCGCCUUCGAGUGAGCUUACACAAUCGAGUCUUGCGGUGUUCAAGAAUGGUACUCAAGUCGUUAAUGUCACGAUGGGGAGUGAACUAAAGGACUGCGUCAACACAUUGGUGGAACAGAUCGGCUGGAGUCCGGACUGUCCCGAUGAGACGCAGCUGCACAACUACCUGUCGCCGAUCAACGCUGAGGAGCUACUGAGUGACGUUGCGGCCUUCACUGUCACCACUGGCCAGCGUGACUACAUAGCCAACACUGCUAAUGUGUCGUCCAUCAUCUGGCACGCCUUCGUGGAGGCCGGACGUCCCAUUAACUGGGUGGGAUUCUACUUUUUCCGACCUCUUGCCAAUCCCAAGGUGACGGACCACGACCACAUCCUGAUUCUCGGACCAUUCAUGGGCAAACCUGCGUGCAGUCGUAUCCGGUACCAGAGCGGCGUGUGCGGAGCAUCAUGGAGAACCAAGUCAGUGCAGCGUAUCGUGGACGUGCAUGAAUUCCCCGGUCAUAUUGCAUGCGACGAUGCCUCGGAAUCCGAGUUGGUGGUUCCUGUAUUGAGCAAGCAGGGAGACGUCAUCGCUCUCAUUGAUCUAGACUGCCCGCAGAAGAACGGAUUCUCGGCAGAGGACGAGCGCACAUUCGUCGAGGUGGCGCGCAUAAUGGCGGAUGCGUGCGAUUGGAAUAACGUUAAAGUGCCAUACACCCAGCCGUAA